Messenger RNA from Phytomonas sp. Hart1, 1154 nucleotides. The record is from the annotation of a GenBank genome assembly. Lineage: Eukaryota; Euglenozoa; Kinetoplastea; Trypanosomatida; Trypanosomatidae.
GUGUUGUUUAUUAUUGGAAAGGAAUGCUAACUAAUAUAAUCGAUUAAAAUAUAACUAUUAACAUAAUAAUAGUUUUUAAGGGAUGUUUUCUCUGUAUAUUAUUCACGAUAUGGUUGAAAUUGAGCCCGUUUACUUCCUAAAACGACUUGGUCGUGACACACAAGCCAUUACUACAGCACCUCAACCUUCGAUUGAAGAAAGCAGCGGUGGCGUAGCCCACCCCGCGGGGCCACAAGCGGCCUACGCCGUAUCUCAAAUCAUACGGCACCGGCUGACAGAGCGGUAUGUGGGACGUGUGGCCCCGCGUUGCGGCUUCUGUGUUGCAAUAGGGGACAUUUUGGAACACUCCUCCAUUGAGGUGAAAGGCCCGUCGGCGUCGGCGUGGUUGGGGGCGGUGUUCGAAGCAGUGGUAUUUGCCCCACGGCCUGGGACCCGGCUUCGCGUCACUAUCGCGCAUCAGAGUGUCGAGGGUCUGCGCCUGAGAGUGGACUUCUGUGCCGCCUUCCCCUUUAUUGUGCCAGCGGACCAGCUCGUGCCGCGAUCGAGGUAUGACUCGGAACAGAACGCGUGGUACGUUUCUGUCGACGUUGAUGAGGAUGAUAACGGCGACGAUAACCAAGAGGAAUGGUGCGGUGAAAGGGGCGGUCAGACUCGCAAUAACGGCGAUGCAAAUAGGAACUACUAUCAAAUUGGUGAAGAGGUAGUAGUGCGCGUCACAGCCUGUGUCGUGCUGGAUGAUGAGAAAGACCUGAACCAUAACGGCACAGACUCGUUGAAAGCGCCAGCGGAUGCAUCAAUUGGCAACUCUGCCCCACUCAUGUCUUUGUUUGGCAGUUUCCUCGGUGAUCUUCUGGGGCCGACCUGCUGGUAUGAGUAGGUGUGACAACACUUUCUGUAAAGAGAAUCGCAUUCCACACGAGUGAUGUUCCCACUGUGGGGAAGAGGAUAUGUCAGAAACGGAUAGAGAACACUGAAAGAUAUCUGUUCUACAUCCUACACUCAUGAUGUUUUGUUUCUUUUACACACCCAACACUAGAUUCUGUGGAUCAUAACAACUAUCUGUCUUGAAGAAUUUCCUUACUUCUGGUUUUAUGUUAUAUUGUCUCACAUAGAUCGUGGAUGCAGUGAAUGAAUUGUUCGAGCAAUUCUUUUAU